CUCUGCUCUGUUGUUGUUCUCUCCGCCUCCCUUAUGGCCUCAGUUAUCUGUAAGAGACAGGUGAUGCUUUGCACAGCCUAAGGACCAAUUUACAGAUAUAUUGUGUAUUUUAGGGGUUACAUGGCUCCAAAAUAUGUUGUUCGUGGCAAGUUGAUUGAAAAGGCAAAUGUUUACAGUUUUGGAGUUCUAAUCCUUGAAGUUGUAUGUGGAAAGAGAAAUAGUUCGUUUUCCGAAAAUUCUUCUAUCCUACAAAUGGUUUGGAAUCUUUAUGUAGUGGGUAGGCCAUGUGAAGCAGUUGAUCUAGAAUUAGAGGCUAAUUUUCAAGAAGUGGAAGCAUCUCAAUUACUUCAAAUAGGUUUACUUUGUGUACAAGCAUCUGCAGAACUGAGGCCAUCAAUGCCAGUAGUUGUGAAAAUGCUAACUCAUAGUCAAGACAUUCCUCAACCAACACAGCCACCAUUUCUUAAUUAUAGCAUUAGAGAAGCUAACCAAAUUGUUCCACUUAGAGCUUAUAAUUUUCAGCUCGAUUUGGACACCCAAACUUCAAGGAACAGCAUGACAGAAAGCUUGAUUGAUCCUAGAUGAACAUUUAUUUUUUUCACUUUUUCAUGGGAACCCAUGUCACCAGGUGUUGCUUUUCAGUCAACAUGCUUUGCACAGCCUAAGGACCAAUUUGCAGAACAACAUAUUUUGUAUUAUUCUCCCAACAUAUUCUGCCUUUUAUUGAUAUGUAAAUUUCAUUUUUUGUUGUUGCCAAUUUGCUUAGGACAAUACUAAUCUUAAAACCCAGGAAUGAUUUUUUA
Messenger RNA from Quercus lobata, 803 nucleotides. Its product is annotated as cysteine-rich receptor-like protein kinase 3. The transcript is spliced from 3 exons. Bases 121 to 585 code for a protein of 154 amino acids. NCBI's taxonomy places the organism in Eukaryota, Viridiplantae, Streptophyta, Magnoliopsida, Fagales, Fagaceae. The record is from RefSeq and is a predicted model, not a curated record.